GCAAUGAAUAAAAUGAGACAGACGACACCUCGUAUCAAGAAGAGAUCGAAUCAUCGCUUGCUUUAUCACCGGUAAACGAAAUGGAAGCAAUUGAACCUGUUGUUUUGGCGCACUCAAAAUUCUCCAUUGACCUUUUAAAAGAGCUCUGUAAGGGCAACACAGAAAAUGUGCUGUUCUCACCCCUGAGCAUCUCCUCUGCAUUGGGCCUAGUCAGUCUGGGUGCCGGUUAUAAGAGCGAAACUGCCGACCAGAUUUAUAAGACCCUCCACUUUGGCGAAAUGAAAAUUAUGUACCACGAUCUGUAUGAGGAGAUCUACAAAGAAGGGAAGAGCCUGAAUCUGGCGAACCGCAUGUUUGGAGAAAGGACACUCAAUUUCAAAGAUGAUUUCCUUGACAUGUGUGAGGAGUGGUGUUUCGGCAGCUUGAGGAAUGCUGACUUCAAGACAAAUCCUGAGGCUGCGAGAGAACAAAUCAACAACUGGGUGGAGAAAAUGACAAAUAAUCAAAUUACCAAUUUGUUGGAUCAAGGAGAUGUGUCUAACAACACGAGUCUUGUACUAAUCAGCGCAGUGCACUUCAUGAAUAAGUGGGUCAAGCCAUUCACGAAAUGUGUUCCUGCCAUCAAGGACAAAGGAGAAGGAUGGCCAAUGAUGAGCCAGAUGAAUAAAUUUCCUCUGGGUAACAUCCCACACAGACAACAUUCACUUCCCUCUAUAGCUCAGAUUCUGGAGAUCCCUUAUGCAAAUAAACAUCUGAGCAUGAUCAUCAUACUCCCAAACCAGAGCGAUGGGCUACAGCAGCUGGUAGACCUGAUCACUUAUGAGAAUCUUCAGGAGUGGACUGAGCCGGACAAUAUGAUUCGUACGGAGGUGGAUGUUAAAAUACCCCUCUUUAAGCUGCAGGAGAAAUAUGACAUGGAAAAGGUCCUGAAGACUCUGGGCAUAACUGAGCUGUUUGGUGAUAAGUGUGACUUAUCUGGCAUGACCUCUGAAAAGGUAAAGGUGUCCAAAGUGGUGCACAAGUCUUCUGUGGAGGUGAACGAGGAAAGCACAGAGGUAGCUGGAGGCACUGAUGUGGUUGUCCAGAGUCGUCUUCUCAGAAAGAAUGAUGCAGAGAGUUUCGUGGCAGACCGCCCCUUCCUUUUCUUCAUCCGGCACAACCCCACCAAGAGCAUUAUCUUCUGGAGCCGCUUCAUCUCCCCGUGACCUGAAUCUGAACCACAGAGUAGAGCAGACUCUUCAACAGUGUGAUCUGGCAUAUUAAAAUACAGUGGUUAUAUUGCAUGUAUCUAUAUUUGCGUGCAAUGUCUGCUUUAAACUAAAUUUUCUUAAACACAA
This is a messenger RNA of Pimephales promelas (fathead minnow), 1337 nucleotides long. NCBI's taxonomy places the organism in Eukaryota, Metazoa, Chordata, Actinopteri, Cypriniformes, Leuciscidae. The record is from RefSeq and is a predicted model, not a curated record.